Molecule: messenger RNA, 2501 nt
Organism: Pseudomyrmex gracilis
Lineage: Eukaryota; Metazoa; Arthropoda; Insecta; Hymenoptera; Formicidae
Exons: 3
Coding region: 589-1092 (167 amino acids)
Source: RefSeq, a predicted model, not a curated record
UCUUUGCUCUAAAUUUUGCUGCAUUUCCGCUUGCGAUCGACUAAUCGCUCGGCGCCUUGGCCGGCCAACGUCACGAUUGUUCACGAGCGGCGCCAUCCUUUGUCUAAAUUCUCGCGCUCUUUCGCUCCGCUUCAUAUGUUAUUUUACAGCUUUUUGUAAUCCGUUUAUUCGUAUUUUUAUCGAAUUUUUCCGCGUGACUGAAACCGCCGGAUUCGUCGCAAUCACGUCUUCUGAGAAAUCCUGGAGAAAUCGAAGGGUAUGAGAGAUCAUCUUGCAAGAGAAGGAGAAGGAGGUGGAGUCUUCAUCGCCAACAGCCGUCGGCGUCAGUGACAGCUUCCUGGUUAGGCUCGUCUCGCGGCUCAGGCGUCCUCAUUCGCUCUGAGAUACGGCGACAACGACCCCCGUCUGCGUCAUCACAACGCCAUCACGAGACGACGAACGAGCGUGAGCGCCACUGCGGCAGCAGUGGAUGCGAAUUUCUGGGGUGGAGAUCGAGAAGAGAUACAUCAGGUGGAAGUCUCGUAGUGAUUGUAAACGAGCUUCGGGUCCCACCGGUGUCUUCCAUCAGUCAACGUUCACGGCCAUUCUAUGUUUCGGAUAGUCGAUCCACCGCCACCGCCACCUCUCAAUUCCACCAAGCAGAGCGCCAGCGAGUGGAUCUAUAAGAUGUUAUUUCUAUGGUCCAAGGAACCGUCAACUCCUCCAACGGAAACUGCAUCAUCAUCGAAUCGAUGGUUCAUCUGGUUCGCGGCGGCUAUUCUUCUGUGGCGUUGCCGAUAUCGUAUCAGCAGAGCAAUUCAGGCGGCCUCGCCGCUCAAAUUGCUGAAAAGACGUGGAAUAACGAUCAAUCAGAAGAUAUCGUCCGCGAUGAUCCAACAGAAGCGACUCAAUUUGGCGCAGCUGCACAAGCACAAGUCUGUUGGCAUACGACGGGCGAAGCGACUGUGCACCGGGGACGGUCCGCAUGUGUGCAGUUCCGUAUCCUUGAUCGAAGCCGGACCGCAGAUCACCGGGUUCUACAGGGUCACCAGGAGCGGCAGGAUCUACGGGAAAUACACGAACAAAGCCGCCGUUCCGAACGGCGGUAUUUAAGAAAGCCGUACUGACGCCGCGUUUAGAAUUAACGAGCUGUCAAUUGCCAAGUCCUUGUGCAAAUCGUCGUCAUGUCGAUGACGACGUAACUUCGGUAAUCGCGCAAACGUGUCAAGUACUUUUACAUUCGACUCCUUGAACUUAUUCCUUGAAAAUGAAAAAAUUAUUUUUUUUUUUUAAGAGAGAAAGAGACAUUAUUUUUUUUAUAAAGUUUGUAUUUACACACAUUUUUAUAAUAUAAUUUACUUUAAUUUUUUAGGAAAAGAUUUUUUAAGAGACAUGUUUAUAAACGAUUACGAGUUGUCGGAAAUUUUUACACGAAAAAUUGUAAAUAUACGUAUAAAUAGAAUAUUUGUAUUGUAGGUCAAUUAUAUCGCGGGUUGCAUUACAACCCGCUGACACAACGCGCUCGUGCUAAAAAUUAUAACAAACCUCGAAUGCGAUCGAUAAUGUCAUCUCGAAAAAACAAUAUUUUCUGCUAAUCAGUACAAUCUCCGUCCACACACUCUCGGCGGAGAAAAGAAUUGAGAAACAGAUUUUUUUUUCCAAGAUUUUUGAAAGUUUCAAUAUCUUCGCGAGAAAAUCCAAUAACUUACACGGGUUCGGUUUUGCUGUCCUCGGCACACUUUCAAGUGCAAGAUCGUUUGGUGAAGAUCUUCCAAAGAGGUCACCAUGACACUCAGCAGUUUUGGAAUUCCGGCUGCGUUCAUCUUUCCGUCGACUAACCGCAAAUCAAUAAGAGUCGGCUGCGUUUGGAACUUUCAGGAUGCUUGUACAGAAUGUUUCAAGUUCUUUGCACAAACACGCUUACUUUCUCUCUCACUUUAACCGCGUACUAAUUUGAGACUAAUUGUUUCUCCUCAACAAAACAAAACAAAAAAAUCUCUGGAUGUCAACAAAUUUCUCUAACGAUCGUGCAAGUCCGUGAAUUUUUGAACGAAGUUACAUAUAUGUUUUGAAAGUCUACACCUAAGUGUAACUCAAAUUCUUUUUUAACGAGAGGUAAACGCUUUCGUCCGAUUUGAAAUGAUGGAACGUCUAAAAACGUCUUUUCCACCCUUCCACCCUUAAGCUGUCGCGCGAGCGGUGUAUCGCGGAAAAGCGCUCGUUGGCACAACCCAAGCAACAAUGAAAUGCUGCAGAACUUUCGUAUCAGAGAUGUGCCAAUUUGAGCGGCACAAUGCCCGCGGUUUCAGAAUGAGCGAACGCACGGAACACGUGCGUCGUCGAGUAGAAUGGUAGGUAACUGUGCCAAAUUUAAUCAUUCAGUAGCCGGCUACGUCACUGACAUCAUAGCUGCGCUCGUUGCGCGCUUGAUAAUCUAUGGAUUCAGAAGAAUGUGCGAAAGAUAUGAUUGUAUCUAAUUGCUUUAAAUUUUGUAAUGUAUAUUUUAUACAUCUCUUUAUGUA